AUGGUGAACCACAAUGUGCGAGUUACCUUUGCUGUCAGAAUCACUGAUGGAAUCGCCACCGGCAUUUGGGCCUCCAGCGUGCUGAGCACGUACAUCAAUGUACUAGAAGGUGACGAUGACAGGGCAAACGAGAGAGUUGGUUACGCCCAAGCAAUCCAAGGCACUUUCCUUGCAGCAGCGGCUAUUCCAGGUGCACCAUUUUCACCACCAGAAAUUGGAUACGUCCCAAUAUAUUUUUUACUCCUUCUCAGACCUCCGCGAGCUGGCUGGUUGGCGAUCACGUAUCGGCGCGACUCCAUCCUCCGAGUCAUGGGCCUCGUGGCCUUCGCGGCCAUUGCCACCACCUCCGCGGCGCUCGUACUCGAUGUGCCGUACAAGUACGGCCUGCUCUGCUGCGGCUUGGCGUUGUGGGGUGUCGCACAGGCCAACGCCCCCGUACUAGAUGCUCUUUUCGCUGAUUCGGUGCCCACUGGCAAUCGCUCCAAGCUGUACACCUGGCUGCACAUGUCCUACAUUGUGGCUCAGGGUCUUGGACCCGGAGUGGGUGCCGUCAUGUUCGCCCUCCACGGGAAUGUGUGGAGGCUGGAGGUGCUCCAGCGUGUGAUGCUGGUGGGCAUGGCCCUGGCGGCCCUUCCGGCGCUGCUGAUGUUGUUCUUCGACGACGACCAGGCUCUGGGCGCAGAGAGCGAGGGGUUGCUGCGCGCGGCGCUGCUGUCUCCCGGGGACGAGGAGGAGGGCGCGGAGGGCGCGGAGGAGCUCGCAUCAGCCGCCAUCAUCGCCGUCGUGGCCAUCAUCAUCAUGAUUAUUACACACCCCCGGGCACCGGACGCCGAUGCCGACACCGACACAGCUACAGCCGGCGGUGUACGGCCACACGUCAGCAGCCAUGCGCUACUGCUGUCUCCUUGUACGGACCGCUCCGGGAUGACGACGCCGCUCUUCAGCUCGCCGCCGCCGCCGUCGGUAGGGGUAGGCAGGGGGGACGGCGUCAGGGGCGCCGAAGGCCGCGGAGCAGGUAUUGCGUCGACGACGGCGGCGAACACGGUGAACGCGGCGGAGGCGGCGGAGGCGAUUAAGAUUUGGUGGGCCGAGGGGCAAGGCGGCGGCGCUCUGGGGCAGAUCCCGGGCAGCGGCGAGAGAAGAGGGGAUCUGCGUUUGGGUGAAGGAGCCUCGGCGGCGGCGGAGCGCUUUCAUGCUGUACGGCAGGCCGUCGACGGAGAAGCAGCGGCGGCAGCGGCGGCGGCAGUGGCGGCAGUGGCGGGACCGUCUGAAUCCGGUGCGGGUAGCGUGGUCGAUGGCCGCCGCCGUCGCAGCGCCGGCGGCGGCGGCGGUGGCGGCGUUCUCAGGGCGGGGGGGAUUGAUUCGUAUUCUGGCAGCGAAGGCGGCGGCAGCGGCGGGUACGACAGCGCCGCCAGCGGCAGCCGUGAGCCGUCUUUAGCGGCGGAGUCGGCACCUUCAGAGCUUUCCUUCAACAGCCUCCUGGGCCCUGCGAGUUUUAAAUCAGCUCAGUCACGUGCUUUCAGUAGGGCGGGGUCUUCUAGCAGCUUCGGAUCAGGGCGCGGCAACGGCAACGGCAACGUCAACGUCAACGGCGUUCUCGCCGACAGCGGCGGCAGCGGCGCGGCGUCGCCGCCGGUGGGCCUGCUGCCGUACUUGGAGGAGGACGUUGCGGCGGAGGCCGACGUCAGCUGCGAGCCAGACAUCCCCAACUUAGAUCCCCAAUCCCAGCGGAUGGCUGCCGGACGCCAGCCCGCUCCAUUGCGUACGACAGAGCCCCUGGCGGCGGCGGCGGCGGCGGCGAUCGCCGUCACUGCUGGGCCUGCAGGUGGUUCGCCUCCGCUGCCGAAGCCGUUGCAUGACGACAGCCUCCGUACACAGCAGGGUGCCGGCAAGUUGUCGACGCCGUCAGCGCAGACUGCGGGCUCUCAGGAACCCCCGACGGCGGGAUUGGAAGCACGACACGCCUCUAUCGCCGCCGGCAACGGCGCCUCCGCUGCCGCGGCGACGGCGACGGCGGCGGCAGCAGCUGCUGCGGCGGCUUCUCCCGGCGCUGCGGCGACGNACGCCGUCAACGGCAGGUGUCCGACUACCGGCAGUGGCGGAGUGAUAUCAGCGCGCCACCGCCUUGACCCCCGCAAGCACCAGUUCCUGUGUCUCAACAUGGCCUGGAUCCCGGGCAUCUUGGCUCUCACGGACUGCACCAUGGGACUGGCCUCGGGCAUGACCAUCAAGUUCUUCCCGAUAUUCUUCAAGGACGAGCGGUGGCACAACCAGCGGCUGAUGGUGCCCGUGUACAUCGCCCGCACUUGCAUCAUGAACUCCAUCUACCCGCUGCAGAAGUCCAUACUCAUGGAUUUCGUGCCGAAGGAGCGCCGCGCCGCGUGGAACAGCCUGGAGUCCGUAACCAGCUUCGGUUGGAGUGGCAGCGCGGCGCUCGGCGGCUGGCUCAUCCACCAGUUUGGAUUCCGGUGCAUUGAACACGGCAUGGCCUACACAAUGCGGCACAUUCCUUACCGAUGUUCUUUAUGGAAUCCACCAGUCGCUACAUGCCUGAAGGAGCCGCAGGUAUGCCUCCUGUACAGGCUCAGGAAAUCGUGCAGAUGUGAUGACGUACGAGCCGAUGGGACCGGCGAGCAGAAAUGCAUGGGAUGGUGUAUGUCCAUGUUAUUGCUCCCGAUUGUGCCGCGGAAAGAAGCCGGACUGCAGGCUGCCUGUCGUAGCGUGGCAUCUGCCGCCAGUGGCGGCGGAGGCGGCGGCAAGCGCAUCAACCAGCCGCCGCGGCAGCCGUCGCCGCCGCCACCGAGUCGCCGGCGGGGUGCAGCCAAGCCAACAGCAAGCGGUUGA
This is a messenger RNA of Volvox carteri f. nagariensis, 2844 nucleotides long. RefSeq lists its product as uncharacterized. The transcript is spliced from 17 exons. Lineage: Eukaryota; Viridiplantae; Chlorophyta; Chlorophyceae; Chlamydomonadales; Volvocaceae. The coding region runs from base 1 to 2844 and encodes 947 amino acids. The record is from RefSeq and is a predicted model, not a curated record.